Messenger RNA from Paramuricea clavata, 736 nucleotides. The record is from the annotation of a GenBank genome assembly. NCBI's taxonomy places the organism in Eukaryota, Metazoa, Cnidaria, Anthozoa, Malacalcyonacea, Plexauridae.
AUGGCGGCAAACUUUUUUAAAUGCCUUUUGCCUUUUCUCCUGCUUAUAAUUCACUUAGUUUCUUCAGUUCCAACUAAAAAAAUUCCUAAGUGUAUAGUUUGCCACAAAUAUUUAGACAAAAAAUUGGAAACGACACGAAAAAACCUUCCAGAACGUCAUGACCACGAAGCUUGCUUCGGCGUGUCGUACGACGAGCCAGGUAUACUUUGUUCGGCCUGCCGUAGAGCUGUUUAUCGUUACAAAAAGACAGGAAAAACAUUCUUCCAUGUAAGUAUCUUUAUUCUUAUACAAUUAAAUAUUAUUCUUUAAACAUAUACCUUGCAAACUGCAUUUAACUUACUGACAGUCAGCUAACUUCAGUUGGUCCCAUUGUACAGUAGAUAAUUUAACCCUUUAAAAUAUAUACAGAUUGUUUUUAAUUGUAUUUCUAUUUUAUUAAAGAAUUCUAUUAUUCAUGCAUUAUAAGGCUUGAUAAAAACAAUUAAGGCUGUAAACAUACACCUACAGUAAUUACUAUAAUUUAAUUUACAGCUUGUAGUGGAUUCUGAAAGCAAGAGGGUUGGUAGGCCAGUCAAAAGAAAGCUACAAUAUCCUAAGAAAGCACUUGAUAAUAACUCUGAAUGGAUGGAGGAAUACACCUGCUUUGGCAUCAUCAAAAGAUCUUCAUAUGGUGAAGUUAUUUUACCUCCUGGGUUGUUUGAAGAAAUCGAUGAAAGCUUCAGAAACCUUUCUGAAA